AUGGGAAAACUGAUAGUGUCUGGAAGUAAAAACAAGGAAGAGCUGUGCCAGGACGUGUGUCCUCCAGGCUGGGUGAGCUUUGCGAACCGCUGCUUCCAAUACAUUGGAAUAGAGAAGACUUGGGCUGAUGCUGAGAUGGACUGUAUCGAAUUGGGAGGAAACCUGGCCUCGGUGCACAGUGAAGAGGAGGAAACAUUUCUGCUACAUCUGAUCGUGUCCAAAAGAGCAACUUCCACUUGGCUGGGAGGUAGUGAUGGCGAACAGGAGGGCAAAUGGCUCUGGAGUGACGGAUCAAAAUGGGCAUUCACCAAGUGGAAUGCAUGGGAGCCCAACAACUCUGGAACUGAAAACUGUCUCCUCACAUAUUGGGAUCACGGAAACUGGAAUGAUAUGAAUUGCAACAAUCAAUUUGCCUACAUUUGUGCCAUUAAUCCUUAAGCCACAAGAAAAUCUAUUGUUACUGGAGGGGAUUUAAGAUAAUAUGGCUAGAAAUAGUUAUUUAUCACUCUGAGAAUAAUUAUUUUCUGUAAUGGGGUUA
Molecule: messenger RNA, 538 nt
Organism: Lepisosteus oculatus (spotted gar)
Lineage: Eukaryota; Metazoa; Chordata; Actinopteri; Semionotiformes; Lepisosteidae
Source: RefSeq, a predicted model, not a curated record